AUGGACCCUUCAGGAUUAUCUUCUGAAGCCGAGCCGUCUGCAAUCGACGAGCUGCAAUCGGCCCUAGGCUCGAUUCUCAUCGCCGAAGAAGACAGGUCCACCAAGCCCUGGACCUCGUCACCCGCAUGUGUUCCGUUCCCCGAUGGCAAAGGAACCGUUCCCGCCAUCUUCGCCUGUCCCCGCGAGGUCCGUGACAGGAUCUACUAUUAUUACCUCUAUCGCGAAAACCAAGCCUACUACAGCCGCGGCGCGUCGGCGCGAUGGCCCUUCCUCGCCAGCGAAGACGUCGUGUCGCUGUUCCAGACGUGCCAAAAAGUCUACCGAGAGGCCGUGGAAGUCUUCCACCGCUACAACCAGGUCGAAAUCGGCUCCGAGCCGCGGCUCGAGGCGGGUCCCGUAAAGGUGCUUGACAGGUUCCCGGCCGCGCACGCGCAGGCGUUGCAGAUGUGCUGCAGGCAGUACGGCGAAUACGGCGCGCUGUACGUCAGACACGGCCCCUUGAAGCACCACGCCGGCGAGCUGUGGCACAUGGUCAUCCGUGACGCGUACCUGUUCAAGUCCCGCUUCCCCAAGCUGCGACGUUUCACGGCCAUCCUGAACGUGCGCCCGAGGUACUUCGAAGAGCAGGAGGGGAUGGUGUUGGACGGCAAGACCGAGGAAGAGAAGGUACGGAUCUGGAUGGAGUGGGUGAGGUUCUCGACCGGCAAGAUGAGGGCCUUGCCGCCCCUGUGGAUGAAGAUCCGGCUCGCGCUCGGGCCGCUCCAGGGCGACAGGCAGCCGCACCAAGACUCGCUGAACGAAGCACAAGUCAGGUUCGCAGAGGAACUCGCGGCGGAGGAGGGGGUGGACGAUCUGGAUGCGCUGGGCGGCACGUGGGCGGAGGAGACGGGCAGCGAGAGGGCGAAACUCGCGGAGAAGAGGCGGACUGAUAAGGGAAUGGGAUCGGAUGUAGGUCAGCCGGGGCGAAUGGGAGCAUCCUCGGCCGGUCACGUAUAA
Molecule: messenger RNA, 996 nt
Organism: Colletotrichum graminicola M1.001
Lineage: Eukaryota; Fungi; Ascomycota; Sordariomycetes; Glomerellales; Glomerellaceae
Exons: 1
Coding region: 1-996 (331 amino acids)
Source: RefSeq, a predicted model, not a curated record